CACCAAAAAUUACAUAUAAACAUAUUCAAACUCAGACUAGUCUGCAGACUUCGGACCAGACUUGGACCGAACUUAUAAUUGAGUCAGGAUCAGAUCUUUUUUUUAAAAAUUCUAUAUUUUUAGAGAGAGGCUCUUCUUCUACAAUUUCAUCUUCUACUUCAUAA
Molecule: messenger RNA, 164 nt
Organism: Dentiscutata heterogama
Lineage: Eukaryota; Fungi; Glomeromycota; Glomeromycetes; Diversisporales; Gigasporaceae
Source: the annotation of a GenBank genome assembly